AUGUCUCAAUUCCAGGGUUUUAAGGUACAAGUGGAAUUGAAGGAUGGGAAAGUUAUCACAGGGACCAUUUCCAAAUGCAACUCUAAAUCGUUGACACUGCAGGAUGUUGCGUUCUCGGACGGGGGCAUUUCGCAGCUAUUCAAGGUCAAGGCAUCACGAUUACGGGACCUCAAGGUCACUGGGGCGCCCAAGGGUGGCAAGAAGUGGCUUGCCAACAACGCGGCGAACGGCAGCCCAUCCAAUGGGGCCCAGAGCGGCGGGAACGGCGGGACGCAAAGCCCGGGCAGCGGCGAAGAGGCGGCUGCGGACGGGCGGAGCAGCAGCAGCAGCCAUGGGCAACACAGUGGGAAGGACGCGACAUGGGAGCACGACGACGACCUGGAGCGCCUGAAGAACGAAGACUUCGACUUCCAGAGCAACCUGCGGAUGUUCAACAAGCAGGACGUGUUCGCCAAGCUGAAGCAGCAGGACACGGUGAACCCGUCCGAGCGGCUCGUGUCGCACAACAAGCUACGCAAGGAGAAGAUCCACUUUGAAAACGACGAGAUGGUGAUUCCCAACGCCAAGGACGACGACUGGGACGAGCCGGGUAGCGGCUCGGCGGGCUCGGAGAAGCAGAAGGCGGCGGCCGCCCCGGCGGAGUACCUGCCGAUCACAAAAUCGAUCAACAUCACACACCUGCUCCAGCAGAGCAGCAAAGACGCGCCGUCGGAGGACGAGGUGCUUGUAAAACUACAGAACGUGCUGUCGCCGCCGUCGCGCUCGCAGUCGCUCAGCAAGAUGCCGGGCUUCCGCACGCUGAAAACAGACAUCGCCGUGCCGCUCGCCACGCCCGUGCAGCUGCUCGAGAUGGAACGGCUUGCGGAGGACGCGUUUCUCUUCCCGCCUGCGCUCGCGCUCGAGCACAGCGCCGUGCACCUCGCGCGCUUCAUGCGCCAGAAGCUCGGCGGCGCGGCCCGCCUGCACACAGCGAACAACAACGCGCAGCCGCUCGUGGUUCUGCUCGCCAGCGAAAACCGCUGUGGCGCGCGCGCGCUGGCCACCGGCCGCUGCCUCGCCCAGAACAGCCACGUGCGCGUGCUCGCCGUGCUCGCCGCAGACCCGCACGCCCCCGGCGCCGACGCCUCCUUCCGCACCCAGCUGGACAUGUUCUCGCGCUGCGGCGGCCGCGUCGUCGACUCCGUCGUGGCCCUCUCCGCAGCCCUAGAAGGCCUCAACUCCCCCCCAGAGCUGAUUGUCGACGCCCUCCAGGGCUUCGACUGCAGCCUGGCCGACCUCGUCGACGACGCCCCCGGCGCAGGCGCCGCCCGCCUCCGCACCCUCAUCGCCUGGGCCAACGCCCAGAACUGCCCCGUGUGGUCGCUGGACAUCCCCAGCGGCAUUGACGCCGGCUCCGGCGCCCACACCUUCGAGCCCUGCGUGCGUCCCGACGCCGUCGUGUGCUCCUCCUGGCCGCUCGUCUCACUGGCCCUGCUGGACUGUCCGGAGUUGUACCUCUGCGACUCCGCAAUCCCGCACCAGUGCUACGCCAUGCGUUCCUCCCUCCGCAAGUUCGCAGCCGUCCGCGACGUCUUCGUCACAGAAGGUGUCGUCCAGCUGACCCGCUGA
Eremothecium gossypii ATCC 10895 is the source of this 1608-nucleotide messenger RNA. RefSeq names its product Edc3p (gene EDC3). Gene Ontology annotation, biological process: P-body assembly; deadenylation-independent decapping of nuclear-transcribed mRNA. Gene Ontology annotation, molecular function: mRNA binding. The record is from RefSeq and is marked provisional. The transcript has a single exon. Gene Ontology annotation, cellular component: P-body. Bases 1 to 1608 code for a protein of 535 amino acids. Lineage: Eukaryota; Fungi; Ascomycota; Saccharomycetes; Saccharomycetales; Saccharomycetaceae.